UGACAGCAUCACCUAUUCCCUUAGCCCAGCAUCUGCCUCAUGCCACUGAUGUCCAGCUGCUUCCAAGGAGCAGGCUCCAGACUGCGAAAGAAAGGGAAGCAGGUCCAGCUGGUUUUGACAGGUGCUCAUCUCGGUGGGGCCACAUUGACCAUGCUCAGAAGUUUCUGUCUUCAGCUCAUGUCCUUGGUUUGGAUCCUCUUGGCCCAUCAUCAUCUUGCCCAAGGUGAUGACUGCAGUGAGCACUGUAACCUGGCCCACGGCUCCUGUGACCAGGACGGCAAGUGCAGGUGUGACCCAGGCUGGGAAGGAGAAUAUUGCGAGCAGUGUGUGCGGAUGCCGAGCUGUCUCCAUGGUACAUGCCAUCAGCCGUGGCAAUGCAUCUGUCACAAUGGCUGGGCUGGCAAGUUCUGUGACAAAGAUGUACACAUUUGCGAACACAACCCCCCCUGCCAGAAUGGGGCUGGAUGCGUCUACGAUGGGGACGGGGAGUAUUCCUGCCUGUGUUCUGAGGGCUUUCAUGGAAAGGACUGUGAGCGGAAGACAGGGCCAUGUGAAAAGGCAGGGUUUCCGUGCAGGAAUGGUGGGCAGUGCCAGGACGAGAACGGCUUUGCUAAGAACUUCACCUGCAGGUGCCUGGCUGGCUUUGUCGGUGCCCUCUGUGAGGAGGAUGUAGAUGAUUGCCUGAUGCGCCCCUGUGCCAAUGGUGCCAUCUGCCAGGACGGUAUCAACCGCUUUUCCUGCCAGUGCCAGGUGGGCUUUGAGGGGCGUUUUUGCACCAUCAACAUCAACGACUGUGCCAGCCACCCGUGCAAAAAUGGGGCAAAGUGUUACGAUCGCAUCAAUGAUUUUGACUGCGUGUGUCCUGAGGGUUUUACUGGCAAAACGUGUGAGGCCUCUGCUCCGGAACCGACCUGGGUCCCCUUCUACCUUUCUGCUAACAAGGAGAACAAUGAUGCUCUGAAAAGCACAACCAGCGAGUAUCUCUGGGUUACGCAGCCCGAGCCAGUCAGGACUGUGGUUACUGGAAAGCGGGUUGCCAACCACAGUGAGAAAGCCAGUGGGGGAGGGCUGUUGAAAAUUUCUGUGAAAGAGGUGGUGACCCAGCGGGACACAGGGUUGAGUGAGUCCCAGCUGGUGACCGUGCUGGUCUUUGGGACACUCACAGCCGCACUGGUCCUGGUGACCAUACUGUUAAUGCUGCGGAACUGGCAGAGAGGGCGUCGGAGGUCAAACUGGUGCCAAAGCCCCUCACAGGCUGCAAGGAAGCUCCAGGAACAAGAAUGUCAAAUGGGCAUGUUAAAUACAGUCAUGGUAGAGCCCAGGAAGACAACAGAGCUGUGAGGACUCUGGCACUCUGAGUGGGGUCCUGGCAGGCAGUCAUGCCAAUGAACCCUUUAAACUGUGCCCCGGGAGCCAUGCUGGUUGAGUAUCUCCAAAGUACUAAUGGUCUUUGGUGCAACCUAGCCUGUGAUUCAGUGGGGUGGGGGUUUCCACAGGGCAGCAAAUCUGUAUUUGAAGACACAGCUCUCAAACAGGGCGUGACCAAUCUGUUCUGGAUCCAAUCCAUCUUCAUCAACCAGGUGUACCUAGGAGUCCAAAGCAAGGGCUGAGUCAGACCAGCCCACUCCUGGAAGCGACAGCACAUGGAUUUCAUCAGCUAGCGCCAGAAGACAUUGGUACCAACUUAUACUAACCCAGGCUAGACAUGAGACUGAUGGUGCCAGAGCAGGAGAGAGGCAUGAUCCUCUGUGAAACAAACUCUGCCAGGCUCCUGGAUGCUGAGUAAUUCCUAGUGCUGGCCACUGUUGCCAGCUUUGGCCUAUUGUUCACACUGGGGCUAGGGCUUCUGGAGCUGUUGUGGCCCUUCUGUAACACUGUGGGCUUCUCAGCUCUUCGGUGGCCAUAGUAUGCCCAUUUCAAACUGCACAGGCCCAAGAACUGAGCAGACAGACUCCCUCCAUAGCCUUGUGGUGCUGUGAGCUGGUUAGGAGUGACUCCAGAGGUGGCAUGAGAGCCCAUCUUGCCCUUUUCUGUCUGAUACCAUGUCCCUUCUUCUUGGAUUGGGGAUUGUAAGAAUAUUUUGUACCUUGCUGAUAAUGAUCCCUGGGUCUCUUUUCUCUUAACCAAAGAGUCUGGGCUGGUUUGUGUGUGUUCUAAUAGUAAUUCAAAAAGCUCUUUCCCAACCAUAGCACAUGCUUCCGCUUUCCCGCUCGCUAAGGGGGAGAGCCAGAGGCAGCUCCCCAAUGUGUGGAGGAGGAUGGGACUGGCCUAUACCAUGUGUCCCUGUAGGAGGAAUUGAAUAUGGAGGAGGCUGGAAGUGAGCUCUGGUUGGUUCAGUAGUAGUCCAUGUCCCAGUUCAACUGUCUUCCCCAGUAACCCCAGGCACAGAGCUGGGAGUAGCCGAUCACCAGCCCUGAUAGCGCUUUGAAAUACAAAGUGCAGGCAAGGCUCUCUCUGGGGGAUGCAGGGGCAGAUUAAACUUUUGGAUCGCCCUCCGGGAACAGAAAGGUGGCCCUGCCUGCCCAGCAGCCAUUGUGCACCUUGCAGUCGGAAGCACACCUGAUCCCUACAACAAGGGAAUGGGACAGAAGAGGGAAUGGGACAUUUAAUCAUGAAUCUAGGUCCUCUCCUGUCGGGUACAAUCUCAUCACCUUUGACCCUGCAUAAGGCUAGACACAGCGCCACAAACAAGGUGGUGAGAGUUUCCCUGUUUCUCCCCACUGCCCUGCAACCUUAUGUUAGAUUCAGGCAGGGUCCACAGAGGCCGCUCCCCAGGCAGGCUAAAGGAGCUAGAGCCCGAGGUGGAAGGGAGGGCUCCGGCCUGGGUAUGAGGCAGAACAGACAAAAGGGUUGGAGGGAGAGAGGAUUAGGGUUUCACCAGCAAGAUUUUUUUUUUUAAAUACACCGA
Messenger RNA from Pelodiscus sinensis (Chinese soft-shelled turtle), 2908 nucleotides. Lineage: Eukaryota; Metazoa; Chordata; Testudines; Trionychidae. The record is from RefSeq and is a predicted model, not a curated record.